CGAGGGGAUUGCCUACCUAGGUAGAGCGACGAACAUACCUACAUCGAAUACAGGGGGAGCACCCAUCGGAAAACACACGACCGAGCCCCUCGCUGUCCGACACCGAGAAGCGACGUCUACGCUGCAACCCCCGCGAGAGCGAUCACCAACCACGAGAGCGCACGCGCGAGAGAGAGACCGAGAACGGACAUGGCCUUCAUUCCCAGGCCCAAGCCCAAGCACCAUUCUCCCGCGGGAGGCGGCGACUCGCCACAGCCGAACCCACCGAACCCGAUCCUGGUGGGCAGGCCGGACGCCGCGGAGACGCCGGACGCGACGGGGCCCAGCGGGCCGAAGAGGAGCGCCGCUGAGCCCCUGGAGCCGGCGGACCUGGGGGCCGGCGGCAGCGGCAGCGGCAGCGGCACCACGACGACAGCGCCGCGGGCGUCGACGGGGACGCCGGCGCGGCUCGGCGGCAGCACGGCGCCCACGGCGGCGGCGCUCGCGGCGAAGCAGGAGCCCGCGGCCCCGGGCGGCGGGCUGCCGCCGUGGGCGAUCGCGACGAUCGCGAUGAGCGGGGUACUGGCGGUGCUGCUGGCGGUGCUGCUCAGCACGUUCUUCCCGGGGUGGUGGCGGUGGCGCUGGCAGAGGAGGAGGAGGCGGAGGAGCGAGGGAGGCGCCAGGGCGCAGGCCCAGCGCAGGCGCGCGUCGGGCGGCGCCCGCGAGCACGCGUACAAGGGCGCGGCGGCGGCGGCGGCGGACGCGGACGAUUCAGACGCGCAGAGCGAGCGGGGCGCGUGCGCGGCGGCGGCCGGCGGCGCGGCGCCCGCGGAGAGCAGGGGCGCGGCGGUGCCGCCGCCGCGCAGGAACCCCUCGGUCGUGUCGUCGCUCUCGUCGCUGUCGGCGCGGCGCCUCGCGCGGUACGAGAGGCUGGGCGCCGUGUCGCCGCUGCCGCCCGAGGAGGAGAUGGAAGAGGUCGAGGAGGAGCGUCGGGCGGCGGCGGCGGCGGCGAGCGCCCCGAGGAGAGCGCCGGGUCCGGGGAUGUCGCCGCCGCCGCCGCCGCCGACGACGACGAGGAGCGAGUCCAGGCGAGGCGGGUAGACGAGGCGACGCUGCGCAGCGUUGAGAGGUCGGUGGAUGGAGUCGGGCGGGGCUGGACCCCUCCCCCUUCUUCCCCUGGAACCCGCUCGCCGGGCGGUGGUUGCAAAUCAAUAUUACUCGAUUCCCCUGCUGUUAUCUGCUGUGGGAAAUGUAGAUGUCUACACUUCCCUUGGGGAGACGCAGACUUAACUACCUCCACAGCUUCCGACGCGACACGUAGCCUACGCGUAGGCGUGUAAUAGUCGACCAGCAUUACGGACUCAGGGUCCUGUUCUACGCGGCAUUAGCUCCUGGGGCGAAUAGUGUUCUCCAGGGAUUUCCCCCGUCCCUUGGCGGCUGGCACGCUGUUACAGGUUAGUAGGCACGGCGGAGGGAAACGCUUCGUAGAUGAAACCGUAUCUAUUAGGCUCGUGAUUAUAACUUUUCUCUUCCUUUUUGCUCUACAGAGGGU
Messenger RNA from Durotheca rogersii, 1531 nucleotides. RefSeq lists its product as uncharacterized. The record is from RefSeq and is a predicted model, not a curated record. The transcript has a single exon. The coding region runs from base 190 to 1080 and encodes 296 amino acids. NCBI's taxonomy places the organism in Eukaryota, Fungi, Ascomycota, Sordariomycetes, Xylariales, Xylariaceae.